CAGAGGAAUAGAGACUUAAGGAGGAAAAACAGAUCAGACUGUUUUGCAGCCAUAGGAAAGGAUAUAUACCUUUACAAGAAAAAAGAUUAUUUGCAUAGUUCCACAGCCUCAGAGAUAGUGAUACUGAUAUGAUGAGUUUAAGGUGGAGGAGGGCUUUUGCCCAAUUUUACUUCAACAAGUUCUUUUGGGGAUAUGGGUUUUUUUUUUCCUUUUCCCACCAGCCAAUCCCCAUUGUUCAGUCAUUUUUCAUCUGAGCAACUGAAAAUCCCCCCAAGAACCUGAACCGUCUAUUUCCUGAUUCAUUUCAGAAAUUCCAUUUACUGGAUCGUCCCCCAAGAGACCACUCCGAGUCUUGUCUCUUUCUCUCUCUGCUCUCUCUUCUGAAUAUCUGAUGAAACUCUGAAUUAACUCUCUCUCUCUCUUUCUCUCUCUCUAUACAAGUCUAUGAUUCAGUUUAAUGAAUCAACAUCGCCUCCAUUCCACCAUGCAAUUAUUCCUUGUUCAAAUGUGAAGAUGAACAAGAACCCAUUUGAGAGGACCAGGUCUUUACCUGGAUUCCCUACCCAGAAGGCACUUGGGAGCUUUGGUGAUGCCAAUUGCAUGGAGCAACUCCUGGUCCACUGUGCAAAUGCAAUAGAAAGCAACGAUUCCACUCUAGCCCAACAAAUCCUUUGGGUUCUCAACAACAUCGCAACACCGGAUGGUGACUCUAACCAACGUCUCACUUGCAGCUUCCUUAGAGCUUUAAUAGUUCGUGCAGCCAAAACUGGGAGUUGCAAGAUCCUCACUGCAAUGGCCCAAGACUCCAAUUUAUAUCUCCAAACCCAUAAGUUCUCAGUGGUGGAGUUAGCCAGUUUCGUAGACCUCACACCUUGGCAUCGGUUCGGCUUCACCGCCGCCAAUGCCAUCAUAUCAGAAGCCAUUGAAGGUUUCUCCGUCGUCCACAUCGUCGAUCUAAGCUCCACUCAUUGCAUGCAGAUCCCAACUCUGAUCGAUUUAAUCGCGAAUCGCCCCGAAGGCCCGCCGUUCAUUAAGCUUACAGUCGCCGGAGCUACUGCCGAUGUGCCGCCUAUACUAGACCUCUCUUACGAGGAAUUAUGCUCAAAGCUAAUGAAAUUCGCGAGGUCUAGAAAUGUAGGAUUGGAAUUUAGGGUUAUUCCUUCGAGUUGGUGCGAUGGCUAUGCUUCGCUUAUCGAUCAAGUGCAACAAUUGGUCGGAGAAGGUGAAGCUCUCGUCGUUAACUGCCACAUGAUGCUUCAUUUCAUACCGGAAGAGACUCUUCGGACAUUGUUUCUUAAAGCGAUUCGAGGAUUAGAACCGACGAUUGUUGUUGUGGUUGAUGAAGAUGCAGAUUUCACAUCAAAUGACUUGGUUUGCAGAUUGAGAUCAGCUUUUAAUUACCUUUGGAUACCUUAUGAUACGGUUGAUACGUUCUUGCCACAAGGGAGCAAGCAGAGGCAGUGGUAUGAAGGUGAUAUAUAUUGGAAGAUAGAGAAUGUGAUAGCACAAGAGGGGUUGCAGAGAGUGGAGAGACUUGAACCCAAGAGCAGAUGGGUUCAGAGGAUGAGGAAUGCUGAAUUCCGGGGAGUGACAUUUAGUGAAGAAGCGGUUUCAGAGGUGAAGAACAUGCUUGACGAACACGCAGCCGGGUGGGGAUUGAAGAAGGAAGAAGAUGAUCUUGUGCUUACUUGGAAAGGACACAAUGUGGUCUUUGCCACUGCUUGGGUACCUGCCUAGCUAGAUUAAAGUAGACACUUCUUUUUCAUCAUUUUUUUUUUUUUUUCCAUUUUUUAGAUUGUUUCAGUCUCUGGCUAACCAAGAUUCUUCUACAUUCUGUCCUCCACGAGUACUGGAUGUGAUGAGGAGCUUGUACUUUUUGAGGGUAUUAAUCUGUUUCUGCUAUUCAAACUUUCCGUUUUCA
Molecule: messenger RNA, 1921 nt
Organism: Macadamia integrifolia
Lineage: Eukaryota; Viridiplantae; Streptophyta; Magnoliopsida; Proteales; Proteaceae
Product: scarecrow-like protein 32
Exons: 1
Coding region: 445-1737 (430 amino acids)
Biological process (GO): regulation of DNA-templated transcription
Cellular component (GO): nucleus
Molecular function (GO): sequence-specific DNA binding; DNA-binding transcription factor activity
Source: RefSeq, a predicted model, not a curated record